GCUCAGGUGAGGGAGGCUCAGGUGAGCCCCAGGUGAGCCCCGUCCAUGGCGUACCGGGAGCUGGUGCGGCGCUGGCACGAGGGGGUGCGGGCGGCGGACCGCGGGCACUGGGACGCGGCCCUGGAGAGCUUCGGCGCCAUCCCCGACCCUCCGGCGCGGAUCUGCUUCAACAUGGGCUGCGUGCAGCUGCUGGCCCGGCGGCCAGAGGCGGCUCUGAGGGCCUUCGAUCAGACCGUGGCGAAGGACAAUUCCCUGGCUGUGGGCUACUUCCAGAGAGGGUUGGUCCACCUGCAGCUGGAAAUGUUUGAAGAUGCUCUCUCUGACUAUCACAUGGCCUUCAGUCACUUAAGACAGAAUCCCUUUGUCGAUUACAAGCAGCUGGGGCUGAGGCACAUCCUCUAUGCCUGGGAGGUGCUGUACAGCACUGCAGCAGUGCAGUGCCACCUGCAGCAGUGGCAGGAGGCCAGAGUCACCCUGGAGAAGGCUGUUGUGUGGAGACCUGAGCGAAGAACAGCAAUCUUGGACCUGGCCCUUGAGCGGGUGCAGGACUGCCUGUUUUUAGAGCCCAUGCAGGUUCCUCUUGGGGAACUUUUCAGACCACGGAAGAAGGAAGUUGAACAGUUGGAUUCCAAAGAUUUCCUGGGUAAACCCAAGGUGAUCUCGUCCAUCAUUCCCAAUGAUGAGUACAUUGGCUUUGAGCCUCUCAGGCCUCAGAAACAGGGCUUUUAUGAACCCAGUGCUGAUGCUCUGCGGGACAGUGAGGCAGGAUACCAUCGAGUCCUGUCCCAGUAUUGCCCCGAGCAGUCGGAGGAGCCGGUGGUGAAGGGCGGCAGUUUGGUGUUUGUGCUGAGCAGGGGAGCAGAGGGCUGGGCCACAGCCAUCCACGAUGGACAGAAGCUGCACAUCCCAAGCUCUCUCCUGGAGCCUGCCUCAAGGAUGGAUAAAUGGAAGAUCAGCAAUGGGAUCCCCCUUCCUCCUGCCCAGGUGCCUCCCAGCUGCCUGCAUGUGAAGCAGAAGCCAGAGCCUCCUAGGGGAGAAAAUGCCUUUGCCAGUGAUGCUGGUGCCCAGAUGGACUCCAAGAUCCCCCAGAGCCACAGAGAGGCCUCCCCGGGCUCGGCCAGGCCGGUGGUGCUGCGGGUGUGCUGCGAGUGCUCGGUGGUGCUGCGGGCGGGCGAGGCACCGGCCCUGCCGGCCCUGCGGGCGCUGCUGCAGGAGCGCUUCGGGCAGCAGGCACAGCGGGGCACCCUGAGCUACAGGCACCCGGAUGGCACGGAGCUGGGGACAGUCUUGGGAGAGGAGGAUCUGGGGAGGAUGUGGCAGCAGCUGACAGAUGGCAGGGUGACACUCUACUGCCAGGAUUCAGACUCCCACUCGGGCAGACCUGUUCUGUACCGGAUGCUGGCUCAACACUCUUAUCUGGCACAGGGACCAGGAGACCUGGAGUUCAGCAAGGGAGAUAUGCUGGAUAUCCUCUCUGAAGUGAACGAGGACUGGCUGGAAGGAUGCUGCAAUGGCAAGACUGGCAUCUUCCCCAAAUGUUUUGCCACCCAGACCAGCUGUGGUGCUGCCUUCCUAUAGCAAACAGGAGCCUUUUCCUGCUCGACUGCACUCCCAGGAAUGGGAAACACCAAUCCCAGCUCAUUCAGGCCCCAGCCAGCCAGGGGCUCUGCUGAACCUGGACAAGGGAUAUCUCCCGCUCCCAGAUUCCAUGGGGUCAGUUCCAGCAGUCUGACAGCAUUUCCUACAGCCUGUCCCCAGACCUUGUGCUUACACUGCCAAAGAUGUGUCUGUGCAGAGCAGAGAGAGGGAUCUGCUGUUUGGCUGUGGGAGUUGUCCAUGUGGCAGCUCAGACCUCUGGGCUGGGAAGAUGUUCCUCUGGGUGGGAAGAUGUUCCUCUGGGUGGGAAGAGGUUCCUCUGGGUGAAGGUCUUCAUCCCCUCUCCCCUGUUGCUCACAUUCGGGCUGGGAAAGCUGAGCCUCACUCUA
Molecule: messenger RNA, 1985 nt
Organism: Corapipo altera (White-ruffed manakin)
Lineage: Eukaryota; Metazoa; Chordata; Aves; Passeriformes; Pipridae
Gene: NOXA1
Product: NADPH oxidase activator 1
Exons: 15
Coding region: 46-1578 (510 amino acids)
Biological process (GO): superoxide anion generation
Molecular function (GO): protein binding; superoxide-generating NADPH oxidase activator activity
Source: RefSeq, a predicted model, not a curated record